Vairimorpha ceranae is the source of this 918-nucleotide messenger RNA. Its product is annotated as farnesyl pyrophosphate synthetase. Gene Ontology annotation, biological process: trans, trans-farnesyl diphosphate biosynthetic process. NCBI's taxonomy places the organism in Eukaryota, Fungi, Microsporidia, Nosematidae. Bases 1 to 918 code for a protein of 305 amino acids. Gene Ontology annotation, molecular function: (2E,6E)-farnesyl diphosphate synthase activity; dimethylallyltranstransferase activity. Gene Ontology annotation, cellular component: cytoplasm. The transcript has a single exon. The record is from RefSeq and is a predicted model, not a curated record.
AUGACUGCACACGAAAUUUCCCCAUUUAUUGUUGAAAAGAUUUCUCUUAUCUGUGAAGGCUACAGCCUAAGUAAAAUUUUUGAGAUGAUUAAUUAUAACAUAUCUGGUGGUAAGAAUGUCAGAUUUGAUAUUCUAUCACAUGUAACCAAUAACAGUAAAUUGUGUGUACUAGAAGAAGAUAAAUUUUUAGUAGGUUUUUGUAUGGAGUUAUUUCAUGCUUCUUUUAUCUUAAGUGAUGAUAUUGUUGAUAAUUCUUUAAUUAGAAGAAAUAAACCUUGUUUUCACUUAUCAAGAAAGAUGAAAGCACUCAGGGAUUCGAGGUUUUUAAUUAGUUUGAUUCAUAAACUACUAAAAACACUAAAAAAUAAUAGUAAUAAACUACGAAAAAUUAUUGAUAAAUGCUUUUAUGAUACUUGUUUAGGACAGGCUAUUGAUACGAAACAUAAGGAAAGAGAUGAAUAUACAUUUAAAAUGUACAAAACCAUUUGUGAAUUGAAAACUUCAUCUUAUUCAGUUUAUAUGCCAUUGGCUUGUGGUUAUAUAUUAGGAGAUAGAGACUGUCCCUAUUAUCUUGAACAACUUACCAACCUUAUAGGUCUUAUUUAUCAAAUGAAUGAUGAUUAUUUGAACUUUUUUCCUGAAAAGACGAAUAAAACUUCUAACGAUCUUGACGAGUAUAAGUUGACGUACUUCACUGCAAAAUUGAAUGAAGAAAAUACUAAUGAAAAAGAAGUUCAAUCUUUUUUUAAUAAAAAGGGUGUAUCUGAAUACAUUAAAAAAUGGAUUUUCUCUUAUUUUGAAAAGUAUCAAGUUGAAAAAAAGAUGUUUGUCGAGGAAUCUAGGAAAAUGAUACAAAAAGAAGAUGAAAACGAUCUACUUUUUUUGUAUAAUAUACUUAAAAGAUACGAAUUAAAUUAA